Molecule: messenger RNA, 1295 nt
Organism: Nicotiana attenuata
Lineage: Eukaryota; Viridiplantae; Streptophyta; Magnoliopsida; Solanales; Solanaceae
Exons: 2
Coding region: 282-968 (228 amino acids)
Source: RefSeq, a predicted model, not a curated record
UCAAAUUUGCACUCUUUCUUUGUCCCAUUAACAAACAACUACUUAUGUACCCUCUUGUUCCCAUUUCUAAUCCUUCCAACAUCCUUAUCUUUCACCCACUUUGCCUUUUGUUCUCUUCUUGUGCCAAGAUUUUAAAAGGUUUAUAUAUUAAAUCCAAACCAAGCCUUUUUCACCAUUGUUCUUUUCUUCUUAUUUUUGGUUGUUAGAUUUGAUUAUAUAUAAUAGGAAGAAGCAGAACUUGAAGCCCCCAAUAUAUAAUUCACAAAGAAAUAUAGGAAACAAUGGGGAAUACUCUAGGAGGAAAAAAGACAACAAAGGUGAUGAAAAUUGAUGGACAAACAAUGAAAUUCAAGACACCUAUUUAUGCAAACGAGGUUCUAAGAAAUUAUCCUACUAUGGUAUUAUUAGAAUCCGAAGCAGUGAAGCAUUUUGGGGUCAGAGCAAAACCAUUGGAACCACAACAAGAGUUGAAACCUAAAAGGCUCUAUUUCCUAGUUGAGUUACCUAAAUACCCUGAACAGAAAACCCCGAGGAGGGUCCGUUCAGGGAUCCAAAUGAGCGCGAAAGAUCGGCUCGAAACCCUAAUGUUAGCACGGAGAUCCGUGUCUGACUUGUCAAUCUUGAAGCCUGCCAGUAUUAUAACAGAAGAGUCAUCGUAUCAGAAUAACUCUGCUUCAGGCUCACUCCUUAGUAAGCCGGAGAACGGCGGUGGGCCCGUUAGGGUUAAGUUGAGGCUGCCAAAAGCUGAGGUGGAGAAACUGAUGAUGCAGUGCAAAGAUAAGAAUGAAGUUGCUGAGAAAAUUAUGCAACUUUGCAUGAACAACAACGGUGGAAGUGAUCCGUUGAUAGAAGAACAAAGUCAUAAUAAUGGAGGAUUAAUUAAAAGAGGACUCAAAUCACGAGAGAAACGUGUAGGAUUCUUGCCGAUAACAGAAGGGGAGAUUCAAUUAGCAAUGGCAGCUUCUUAACAAGAAAUGGGAACAAAAUAGACUAUUUUAAAUAGUAAUUCGUUCUAUAGCUUCUCUAGUUUAUUUUGUAUGAUGCUGACAUGAGUCGAGCACUCGAGCUUAAAUGGAGAAGUGAAAAUUUAUAUAGCCGAUCCUGAUUUAUGUGAGGCUGAGGUAUAGUUAUUGUUGUUGUAUAGCUUAAUUAUCUAGUUGGUCUCAAAAUUCACUGGCAGACUUCUCAGCUACUUAUUAGUGCUAAUCAUGUAUUAGUCAUUUUGUAUAAUAAAAUUAAGAAGUUGAGAAUGAGAUUAUUUGUCUGUUGUGAUAUAUGUGAGAUGGCUUUGAAGA